Molecule: messenger RNA, 2022 nt
Organism: Cloeon dipterum
Lineage: Eukaryota; Metazoa; Arthropoda; Insecta; Ephemeroptera; Baetidae
Gene: Sply
Product: Sphingosine-1-phosphate lyase
Exons: 11
Coding region: 176-1915 (579 amino acids)
Biological process (GO): carboxylic acid metabolic process; sphingolipid catabolic process
Cellular component (GO): endoplasmic reticulum
Molecular function (GO): pyridoxal phosphate binding; sphinganine-1-phosphate aldolase activity
Source: RefSeq, a predicted model, not a curated record
ACGUGAGUGACUAACCAGGGGCUAUUCAGGAAGGCAACAAACACUGCAAUCUUUUAUCAGGCAAUUCCUGCUGCGAGUAUGCGAGAAGAGUAGUGCGUAGCUGUACGGGUGUCGAGCAAUCAACACGGACUGUCAAAAUUUUGAACGAGCACAACAGUCGUCUACGGGGGUGAAAAUGGCCCUCUCCGUUGUGAAGGAGUCGAUAGACAGCGUCAGGUCGGGUGUCAACAGCUAUUUCGCUGGAAAAGAUGCGUUUUACGUCUGUGUGGCGACCACUGGAGUGUCUGUCACCGCGGUUUAUCUAGUGCAGGCCAUCAGAAACCGAGAAAAUAUUCAAGACCGUAUGAAGGUUAAGUUCUUCAAGCUCUUGAGAAAGAUUCCAGCAAUCGGCAAUAAAAUAGAAGACGAGCUUGCAAAAAUCCGAGAAAGCUUCUACAGAGAUGUCGACAAGCGGACAAAAGGAGUGGGUUACGUAAUCAGACUCCCUGAGAAGGGGCUGGGAGAUGAAGUCAUUACAAAGGAAGUUGCCACCUACCUCGAAUUAGGCGAAUAUGAUUGGGAGUCGGGCUUUGUGUCAGGCGCUGUCUAUUUCCAUGACAAGAGUCUGUGUGAUCUCGUCGCCAGGGUGUACGGACUUGCCUCUUACACAAAUCCGCUGCACCCUGAAGUGUUCCCUGGAGUCUGCAAGAUGGAAGGAGAGGUUGUCAGGAUGGUCUGCAACCUUUUCCACGGAGGCAAAGACUCAUGUGGUUCUAUGACAUCUGGAGGAACUGAAUCAAUCCUGAUGGCCAUGAAGGCCUACAGGGACUUUGCCCUGGACAUGAAGAACAUCUCUGAACCAGAGGCUGUUCUGCCUAUGACUGCCCACCCAGCUUUUAACAAGGCAUCCCAGUACUUUGGGAUCAGACUGCGAUUCGUUCCUGUUGACCCAAAAACAAUGAUUGUCGAUCCCAAAAAGAUGGCCAAAUAUAUUACGAGCAACACUAUUGUGCUGAUCGCUUCUGCUCCGAACUACCCAUAUGGAACGAUUGACCCGAUUCCGCAGAUUGCUGCGCUCGGUAUCAAAAAGAACAUUCCUGUCCACGUAGAUGCCUGUCUGGGCGGAUUCGUCGCUGCUUUCAUGGCGAAAGCUGGCUACCCCCUUGACCAUGGGUUCGAUUUUGCUGUACCAGGAGUCACGAGCAUCUCUGCGGACACCCACAAGUACGGAUUCACACCAAAAGGAUCGUCUGUGAUAUUGUAUAGUCAUUCAAAGUACCUGCACGCCCAGUUCAGCACUGCCCCUGACUGGCCUGGAGGUGUCUACGGCUCUCCAACUGUCAGUGGCUCUCGCCCUGGAGGCAACAUUGCAGCCUGUUGGGCUACGAUGCUGCGUUUUGGCAUGGAAGGAUACGUGGAAGCGACGAAAAAAAUCAUCGAGGUUGCCAGGCGCAUCGAAAAUGAGGUGAAUGCUCUAGACGGAGUGUUUGUGUUUGGAAAACCCGCCACGUCAGUUGUGGCCAUUGGUUCCGACAAAUUCCACGUUUAUCAUUUGCUGGAAGGUCUGACCAAGAAAGGUUGGAACCUCAACCCCCUCCAAAGUCCGCCAGCCGUUCACAUCGCUGUGACUCACAUGCUGACCCGUCCCGGCGUGGCUGAUCGCUUCAUCGACGACGUAAAGACAAUCGUGCAGGACCUUGUCAAAAAUCCACCCACCGACCUUGGAGAAAAGUUGGCGCUGUAUGGCACUGCGGCCAGCAUUCCUGACCGUUCAAUCGUGAGAGAAUUCACCAGACUCUUCCUGGAGUCGAUGCUAUACACGGACAGCAGCAGGCCACACCGCUUUUUGACCAACGAGCUGCAAAAUGCAAAUGGUAAGAUCAACGACUUAGACUCUGAAUCAGAUGUGAUUCUCAAGCCAGACUGGAAAAAAUAAUUUUCCCCAACCAUUCCUCUGGGAUUCUUGUGUCAUUUUACAACUUCAAUAUGUUGUGAUCUAUUUUAUCUAUUAUUUUCCUAUUAAAAAUUUGAAUUAAAAAGAAA